Molecule: messenger RNA, 1521 nt
Organism: Podospora anserina S mat+
Lineage: Eukaryota; Fungi; Ascomycota; Sordariomycetes; Sordariales; Podosporaceae
Exons: 1
Coding region: 1-1521 (506 amino acids)
Source: RefSeq, a predicted model, not a curated record
AUGCUGGGGAUCAUGGCAUCACAGCCCUCUUGUUGGGGCAUAUUCCCCACACCAGCCAACAAUGAGCUCACCAGACACACUAUCUACCAUGAUCUUAACCCAGCCUGCCAGGAAAUCCGCCUGCUCAGAGUUCAUCUUGAGGAAAAAGACGGCUUUAUCCGGUGUGAGCUCCUACCAGCAGCUAGUCUGUCCAACAUCAGAGGGCAGUACACGGCAAUAUCCUACUGCGCGGGAGACCCUAGGAGAACCAAAAAAAUAUUCGUCAACGGCAUGCCGUUCAAUGUCUUUGAGAAUCUUGCCCAUGUCUUGGAAAUGACAAGGAACUUCUGGACCAAGACAUUUCCCGAUAAAGAGUGCAUAAUCUGGGCCGACCAAAUCUGCAUUAACCAGUUCAACCUUGCUGAGCGCUCACACCAGGUCGGUUUCAUGAAGGGUAUUUACUCUUCAGCGGCGGAGACCUUGAUAUGCCUUUCCACCACCGACGUUGACCCUCGUGGAGUUGAGUGGCUGGUGAAGCUACACCAAAGUGUCGAUCCUGAUGGCGACUUCUACCAGUACUACUUCCACCUUGAGUACUACCUCCGAACCAACCUGGCCAACAAGCAAUUUGCCGACGAUUGGUUUGCAUUUUACGACGUCUUCAACAGCCCAUGGUGGAUGCGAACUUGGGUCUAUCAAGAGUUUAUUUCAUCCUCCAACAUCUAUUUUUUGUAUGGAAAAUCAUCUGUUCCCUGGAAAAGACUGUCAGAGGUACUCCCGACACUUCAAAAAUACAGCCACUUCCCAUACUUUGGCCCGGCUAUUACUGAACGCCAAGCACAAGUCGCAGACACAAAGAACAUUGUCAACUUUUUCGUAAUCAGUAAACUUCGGUUUGAUCGGGUUGGGCCAUUCGACUUGAUGGAUCUGCUUUCUCAAUCUCGACAUCUUCAGAGCAGCGAUAGCCGCGACGGGAUCUAUGCUUUCCUUGGUCUUGUUCGUGAGACCUACGGGAUCAUUCCAGACUAUUCCCCUGAGAACACUAUGGAACGGCUUUUGGUGGAUAUUGCAACGCGGAUUGUCUUGCAAGACAAAACAUUGGAUAUUCUCUCAGAUGCGAGCAGGGUGAGAGGAGAGCUGUCGCCACGACUUCCCUCUUGGGUUCCAGAUUGGACCACAAAGACUUGUGUCAGCCUUAUUCCAAGAACCAUCCGAGAUACAAGUGACGGAUCAGUCGCUUUAUUUCCUCGAAUCGUUCAAUCAGGGAAGCUAGAACUUCAAGGUUUCCAUAUCGGUGUUUUCAGAAAUGGAAAGCUUGGGUGGUACUUCCCCAACAGUCGGGACAGAUGUCGUCAUGAUGGUGAAGGUCGCGAGGAGUUGUGGGAUAUUGUCGGGGCUCAAGGUCCAUUUGUUUUGCGUCACGUGGGGAAUCAGUAUCAUUUUGUCAGGGAAGCACAGAGAAAUAAACCUGCUGGAUAUAAUAGCGUGGAGGAUGCUGUUCAGAGACAUGGAUUGCAAGCGCAGACAGUGGUACUCUCUUAA